Molecule: messenger RNA, 3177 nt
Organism: Amoebophrya sp. A120
Lineage: Eukaryota; Dinophyceae; Syndiniales; Amoebophryaceae
Source: the annotation of a GenBank genome assembly
CUACAGUGGCUUCAUUGUGGACCUGAACGACAAUGGACGCAUUGUGGAAAUGAUACCUGCAUCUUCCGGUGCGAAAGUAUCAGAAUCCUUGUCGUCACCGUCGGACUGUACCGCCAAUGAAAAGUCGCGUGUGGAAGAAGUCCUCCGCGUCGAAAAGGAGAUCGACCUUGAGAACAAGAUCGUCCUGCCCGGGCUCUGGGACAGCCACUGUCACGCGUACAGCCUGGCGCACCAGCAGAAGGUCGCGAACUUGCGAAACUGCGGCGGCAUUGAAACCUUCCAGCAAAGACUCCAGGAGAAGUACGACGCCGACCCCGUGGCCGUGCGGAAACGGUUUCUGGAAGGCUCCGGGUGGGACGAAGCAGACCUGGGAAACCAGUUGCCGAACCGCUACGAGCUGGACAAAAUUACCACCGAGUACCCGAUUAUUUGCUGGCGCCGGUGCUGGCACAUCGUGGUGUGCAAUUCGAAGGCGCUGGAAAUCGCCGGCAUCUCCGCGGACACCUAUCUGGAUCGGAAGGACAUCGAUAGGUUCGGGGGAAAAAACGAAGAGCCGACGGGCAUACUCCGCGAAAAUGCCACGGAGUUGCUGUCCGACAUUUUGUAUGCAUAGUUGCAAAAUUUAAAUUAUCGUAGUAGAGACAAAUUUUUGCAUUAGAAAAUUUUCAUCAGAAAGACAAAGUGAACGAAUUGAAUUUGUGCUGCUGAUUCAGGUGACAAAUGCAAAAUCAAUCAUGUACUAUCGCAAAAAUUGCAUAAUCCUACUACGACAUCACUUUUGCAGGGUAUAUCUUGUCGAAGGAGGACGCCUUCGAGGAGAAAGUGAAGUUGUUGUCCAAUGUCUUGCACGAGCUGCCGAAAGCGGGAAUAACUGGGAUUCAGUCAAACGAUACGACGUUGCUCGGACAGGUGUCGGACGCCUGGCAGGUCUACAAUGCCAUCGAGAACCGCUUUGACAAGGGGGGUCCACCAGCUCCACGACCCGGAGUAGAUUCUCGUCGUGUUAGGGAAGUAGAAGAUGAAAAUUUGUCAAGUCAAAUUGCAUCGAAAAAUCACGGUCGUGUUGAAGCUGCAGCAAGGAGUACAUCAUCUUCACUGCCGAUCCGUGUCCACUGGGUGAGCUUUUGGGAUACUCUGCACCCUACUGGAAAAAUAAAGGCGGGCGCAGAAGGAGCAGAGUGCUCUUUGACGACGACGUCAAGCCUAUCACGACAAGCGAAAGACCACGAAGUUGCACAUCAAUCAGGUGGUCGGCUUCCUGUAAGACCGUCCCAAGAACUACCAUAUAAAAGCCCCCUUUUCCUGUGGAACAAGCGAACCAAGAUUGUCCUCGACGGCUCUCUCGGGGCCGGUACUGCCGCGCUGCUCGCACCCUAUGCGGACGAUGAGAAAAAGAAGAACCGCGGGCUGUUGUCCGUCACGGAGCAGGAGCUGGAGGAUGCACUGGAACGCUGCGCCGCGAACGACAUGACACUCGAAGCCCACUCCAUCGGCGACCGCGCGUUUGAUUUGAUCCUCACACUGUUGGAGAAAAAAAGCAAAGCCGUUCCGUCGAAGUGGCUUGACCGGUUGGUCAUUACGCAUUGUCAGAUCGUAAACCAAGAUCUGAUCGCCCGCAUGAAGCGGCUAAUCAACUUCAACAGAAUAAUUACGUGCGGCGCGACGACCUCCAGCACAUCCACUCUAUCGUGUCAGACGCGAAGUGGAUCCUCCGUGGAAGCUGGGUGUAGUUCUGGUGAAACUUCUCUGGCGGGCAGCACUUUGGAGAGCAGGGAAACUACAACAGCGUCGUCCGUCUUCUCCGCCAUCGCAGACAAAUCGUUCUCUGCUACAGGCGCGCCGAUCACUGAAAGCACUGCUGCAGCAGGAAAUGACGUAAAAAUCCAAGCGCAGCCAGCGGACGCCGCUUGUUCCGUUGAUAUCAGUGAACAGAGUCACCUAUCAGCAUCAACAUCAAAUCGCUGUACAAGGAAUCGAACAAUCUGUAUUCAAGAAGAAACGUGUUUACAGUUAUACAGUAUUUUUUCGUGCUAAAUUCAGCAGCAGAAAAAAAACCAUUUGCCGGGAGUGACAGUUGAAGCUCGUAAUGCAGAGAUCAUAUAGGAUAACAUCGAGGGAAAAGGAAAGCACGCAUGAAAAACGAAGGAGCGCGCAGGCAUUCGCAGCCUCGGGCUUCGCGACGCUGUGUGUCUUGCGUGUCCGGCAUAGAAGAUCAUUAUGUGUUGCGUAUGAAUACACUGUAGCACUUUUUUCCUGUCACACUCUUCGCGUCGAUCCAGCCUCAGUUCACGAACUCCGACCUCCCGAUCAUUGAGAAGAAGCUCGGCGCAGAGCGCACAAAGACCGCGUACGUGUGGAAGCAGCUGAAAGAUAAGGCGCGAAUGACCAUCAUCGGCGGAUCCGAUGCCCCGGUGGAGCGGAUGAGCUCUCUGUGCGGCAUGAGGGAUCUGAUGCAGAACUGCUUGCACGAACAGGAGUCCUUCUCGCUCACGGACACUGUGGCGGCCUACACGCGGGAUCCCGCCUUCGCGGCGUUUCGGGAAAACGACCUCGGCCGGCUGGCGGUUGGGUUUCUGGCAGACUUCGUGGUUCUGGAUGUUUUGGAUGUAGCAGAUGAAGAACGUGUACGUGCGCAAGAAAAAAACCUCCGCCAUCCACGUCGCCUUCCAGACUCUCCCUCCGAGUUGGAAGCAGUCUUCGCUCAGAAACUUUCCCGCGUUCCGGGUUCCGUUCGGGUGUACGCGACGUACGUCGGCGGCAUGCUCCGCUAUGAGCGGAAAAAUGAAGACUUCGAUUCUGGUGCCAGCUGUCAGGAAGUCGGUGCAGAGGAAGAUGCAAAAAAAGCUGUAGAUAAUAACGUUUUACAGUUCUGUUUGGAUAGCAACGCACCGGGGCGCGGUGGCUUGCCGAUUUGGCGUUGCCCGUGCUGCAUGUGAAGACGAAGGUCGCGGCUAUGCUAGUACUAGGUAUCAUCGUGAAAAGUUAGAUUUAAAAUACUUACAUACAUGCUUCUUUUCUAUGAGCAAUUCGUUUUCCGUUUCCAAUUUUGAUAGCCUAGUGGGAUGUUGACCCAGAACCUACUCAUUUUUCCCCUGUGCUUGUUUUCUGAUGCGGCUGACGCAGACAUAGUGGAACAACAACAAGCGCAAGCUCAUGACUUCUACUGUGCGAGAAAAA